Molecule: messenger RNA, 2583 nt
Organism: Fusarium keratoplasticum
Lineage: Eukaryota; Fungi; Ascomycota; Sordariomycetes; Hypocreales; Nectriaceae
Exons: 2
Coding region: 1-2583 (860 amino acids)
Source: RefSeq, a predicted model, not a curated record
AUGACAGACCGGUAUCGCGGCUACUCGUCUUCUGGACGAGCUGCCACUUUCUCGAACCCCGCGAGAUCCUCGAUGCCCUCCAGCAUUGGGUACACUUCUUUGUACGCCGGGGACAUGCACGUCAUGCCGGCUUCCACCCGCCAACAACCCUCAACGACACCCCGAGGAUAUGUGACGACAACGUCUACGGCCCCGGCUCCUAGCACCACCACCCGAACCUAUGCUGUUACCCAAGAUCCUCGCUCACACAGGCCAACCACUCGAGAUGUCACUCGCUCACAUCGAUCCUCGACUCUCGACUCAGCCAGCCGGCCUCCGGUCAUUGUCAUGACCACUCAGCAGAAGGACCGACCUAACGGUACCGCAUCCCAAUCUUCCAAUGCUCGUUCCGGUAGUCCCAUUCGAGACGAAUACCGGUCCAGCGAGGGGCAGUUCUACACCCAACCUGCCUCAUCCAUACGUUCACGCGGCACAACUCACUCCUACGCCGACCAAGCAGGGGGCGACGAGUAUGCUCGCACUAGAGAUCGAAGCGACAGCUUGGUACGCGAUGACCCCUACCGUGGCUCUCGCCAAUCUGCCAUCUACCACACCAAUCCACGGCACAGCUCCAGCACCGUUGACUAUGGAGAUGAUGGUUACCAGUACACCAAUGCUGGCGAGCUGGUUCGCUAUGAUCUCGACCAUUCAGGCCCACCCCGGUCACGAAGACGGGAGAGCCUCGACCGCGGGUACUAUCGCCCCAAUAUUAACUAUAACGCUGAUCAGCGGACACUCAACGUUGAUACUAGCCCUGACUUGAACCGCAACUACAUAACCACCAACUCAACUAGCUCUUCCAGCAAUCGACAAUACGAAAAUCGAGGGGGACCACCCCCUAGCACCCGAGGAUUCGACAAGAUCCGCGGGUACGACGCUUCCCGAGAGGUCCUCCCAGCUUCUCCCCUUCCCCUGGACUCCAGCGUUACCAAACUGGAGUCUCCUGUUGUGGCGACUACCGAGGUGACUCGACGUCCCCGUCCAGUGUCCCUGUAUCAGGAGGGCCCGCCAAGGUCUACGCAUCAUGAUGAUUACUACCGCAGCCGCGAAGAUGAGAGGAAAAUGCGAGAGUUCCGUGACCAGAACGACUCUGAGCGCACCUACGAACCCGAGCGCACUUAUGAAGUCCCAUAUUUUCACGAUGACAGGGUCACUACUCGCGGCUUUGGUAUUCGAACUGACUCUGAUGACUUUGAUGAUCGGCGAGACCAUCGUCAAGAGCCAAAGAAGCGCUCCGAUGAGGAAUUGCCCCGCGAGUCCGAGUAUGACCGUGAUGAUCGACGCAGAAGCAAGGUCGAGUCCAAGGACGGCCGUCGGGAAAGGCGUGAGAGCAAGAGGGGAAGUGAUGAUGAUGAGAAGGAGCGUACCCGAUUCCGAGACAAGGUGGCCACUGGCUUGGGUAUUGCUGCAACUGCUGUUGGACUUGUGCCCUCCGUCAAGGAUGACGACAAGCGGGAGAAGGAAUCAAGCAGGCGCAAGGGCUCGGACGACGAGCGCGACCGUGAGCGCAAGCGUGAACGGCGGAGAAGUUCAACGACCCGCGAACGUCCGCGAGUAUCAGAGCGAAGCCGAUCGAGGCCCCGGGACUACGACCGUGACAACAAUGAGACAAGCCGCCGAAACGCUGAUCCCCGCAAGAGCGGCGAGGCAGUCAUCUCAUCCUCUGACUCUGAUGAAGCAAAGAAGCCGACAAGACGACAUCGCAGCUCGAGUGCGUUCAACCCCAAUGAUGCCUCGGAGCUGAGACAGCUCAAGGAUCAACUUGCCGCCUUGAAGACUACGGAAAAGGAGAAGGAGAAGGAGACACCAGUUGUGAUCAAGACCAGAACUCGUUCUUCCUCACCUACAAAGGAACCAAGAAGUAUUCCGGAAGCAAAGUCUUCCAAGGACCUUCGAGCUCCGCCCGAUUCCAGGCUAUCAUCUUCUCCCAAGGAGGAGACUCGCGGGCGCGAGACUCAACAGUCCCCUCCCGAAGAGAAGCAAGUUCGCGUUGUAUCACCUCCCCGCGAGAAGAAGGACGAGAAGCCGCUCAAGGGCAUCUUGAAACAGCCCAAGGUCAGCUUCCCGGAGGAGCCAAACCCCAUCCGUGAGGGUGUCGCACCUCACAAGGAAGACAAGAAGGCAAGAGAAGCACCGCCAGGCGCAAAGUGGACCAAGAUCAGCCGCAAGGUGGUCAACCCUGAAGCCUUGACUAUUGGCAAGGAGAGGUUCGAGGUCAGGGAUGACUUUGUUAUUGUCCUGCGUGUCCUUAGCAAGGAGGAAAUCCAAGCAUAUGCGUCUGCGACGCAAGUUUUGCGAGAACGACGACGCCGUGAUGAAGACGACGAAGAUCGUGAUCAUGGUGAUGAUGAGGAUAGGCGCAAGCAUCACCGCCAUCGCCGUCACAGAGAUGAUGAGGAGGACUGGGACGACAAGGACCGAGAUCGCGAACGACGUCGACGACACAGAGACGAUGAUGACUAUGAUUCCCGGUCUAGGGACCAAGAUCACCACCAUCACCACCAUCGAUCCCACCGAGACCGCGAUCCGGUCCUUGAAGCUUAA